Molecule: messenger RNA, 4504 nt
Organism: Hypoxylon trugodes
Lineage: Eukaryota; Fungi; Ascomycota; Sordariomycetes; Xylariales; Hypoxylaceae
Exons: 2
Coding region: 291-4007 (1238 amino acids)
Biological process (GO): mitotic cell cycle
Source: RefSeq, a predicted model, not a curated record
GUGGGCCAACCGGUGGGGCCAUUACUAGCCACAGAGUGAAAGAGAGAGCUAUGACCAGAUAAAUAUCAACAAGGAAAAAUAAAGUAAAAGUGAAGUUACCGCGCAGACCUUGACUUGAUCUUAACCCGCCUAUUAAGUCGUCACGUCACGUCAACUUGAACAACUUCAACAUCAAUUUGACCAACCUUGGUCUUUGAAGUCUUGUUCACUUAUUCAAGUAGGUCAUUUGCUUCUUAAUUAACUAUUUAUUCUUUUUUAAUUCACUUCUCUUCUUCAAUUUGCUGCCCACAAUGGAAGAAGUCGCGAGUCCUCCAAAACGGAUGACGCGUGCUCGAGCAGCCGCGAAGGAUGCCGCCGCCAAUGUCAACCCCAAAGAGAGUGCGGCCAUGGCCGUGACCAAGACUGCGACCACAUCCAAACCCACCAAAGCAGCAUCCACCGCAACCACAACAAGAACCGCCACAACAUCGCGUGCUGCGAAACGAAAGACACGAUCCGACGAGAAUGAAGACGAAGAUGACCUCCAAUCGGAAGUCGAACAACCACGUGCUAUGAAUAAACCACCUAAAACCCGAGGCCGACCGAAGAAGGUUGCUGGAUCUGAGCCGGAACCCGAAUCCAAACCCGAAUCAGACGACACCCCAGCACCUAGUAGUGCUAAACCUACGCGUCCUAGAGCAAAGAGAGCUGCCACCGCCGCAACAGCUGCUUCUGCUUCUAAAGCUGAACCACCUAAGACACGUACGAGUACGCGAACGCGAAAAACAACUACCGAUGAUGGCAAUGCAGACGCACCAUCCGAGCCGGUCAAGAAGACCACGCGCUCGCGUGCUACGUCCACCGCCAAAGCUUCUACCGGUAUCGUCACUACCAGCAUAUCCACAGAGCCUACCCCAGGAUUAAAAUCUGCCGUCUCAAGGCCUGCGUCUAGGAUAGGAGGUGUCGUUAAGAAGACAGUUACCUUCCAAGAGCCGGAGAAAGAAAACUUGGUGCCCACUGCUGCCACUAAGGGCAAGACCAACACCAAGACCACAGAGCCUGCUACUGGCAUGCGAGCAAAACCUGUUCGCAAGGCAGCCGCCAGUGCAAGAGCUACCAGAGCCAGUACAAGAUCUACAUCAACUAGUGAGAAGAGAGACAAGUCGCCCUUAAGCCCUAAGAAGGACGCUCAGAACCGGUCAUUAUCCAGAGAUGUCGAUUCUGAUGACGAACUUGCGACAUUGGAAAAGACUCCACUUAAGCCCUUGAUGAAGAGUCCUGUCAAGCCGCCUGCGAAGAAAUCUGAUCUCCUACCACCCACCACUAAGGAAGGCGAUGAUCACACCCAAGAGACUUCAGAGCCGACUGUUGCACCGGCAUUGGGUAGUCCGGCUCGCCGACCACCCUCCUCUCCUUUCAAGGAUGUCAUGAAGUCUCCCGCAAAGAAGGUAGAUGCGGUUCCGCCUUUAGUUCUACCCUCAAAGGAUGAUCAACAGCCUUCACAAUCACCGUCUAAGGUUUCGAUGCUUCAAUCACCUGCUAAGCGACCUCAACUCCCUAUCAAAUCACUCCAACCUCCUUCGCAAGAAUCUAGCGAAAAUUCUCGCUCACCAGUCAAAAUGUCGCUUUUCCAAUCACCGGCCAAGCGACCCACGUCGCCCUUUAAGCUACAAGGACCCUCUGCGCAGUCUUUCGAAGACAAUGCUAAGAGAUUGUUUGCACGAAAGACUUCCCCCGUAGAGAUGGUAUCAGAUGAAGAAGUGCAAGAAAAGUUGGCUGAACAAAUUGUUGAGCAAAUUACUGAGCAACCUGAGACGACCAAGACAGGGGAUGAGAAGCCUGAAGAAAAUGAGGUUGAUUUGGAAUCACCGUCCCUACUCGCUUUCCCAGGACGUCUUUCCGCCGUGCUUCCUCGUCAUGCAGACCCAGCUCUCCGAGAAAACCCUCUUCCUAUGAAGGAAGUGCCUUUGGAACAACCUGAGCCUACCUUGGCCAAACCGGCUGAGGUACAGGAAGAGGUAACCGUCCAGGCCGAUAUCAAUGAGCCAGUCGUUGACGCUAUGGAUGUUGACGAAAUCGAAGCUGAAGUCAAGGACGAGAAUGAGAAUGUUGCUAGUCCUGCUCCGACCACACCUCCUCAAUCACCACCUAAGUCAGCGAUCAACUCGGCAUUUGGCCUGCGAGCUAAGGAUCUAAGCGAUUAUGCCGAUGAAUCCGAAGAUGAGCUUGCAGCUAGCGCGAAGACGCUCUCCAGACUUCAAGAUGAUACAACUGUUACAUUCAGUCAAGUCCCAUCGACGCCAACUCCUAGCACUCUUAAGACACCUCGUGGUCUGCCAUCUAGUGCAGUUAAGGCUGCAAACCGUGCUAUCCGAUCGGUCUCUAAGGGCUCUCGAUUUGGCUUUACUCCCUUGGCCAACCAACUUAAUGAGUGGAAGGCCUCUAGCCCGUCGAAGCUUAGCAAUAGUGUGCAAAUAUCUUCGCCCGAGUUCAAGGAUGAAGGAUUUUCCUUACUCAAGGAGAAUGAUACGGCGCCUGCGGAGUCUACCCCUUCCAAGAGCUUCUUCGACGAAGAGAUGAAGAUUCGUUGCGAGAUGGAGAACCAAGCUGCUAUGGAAGCAGCUCUCGAGGCUGACAUUGAGGCCGCAUAUGGAGAGCCUGAAUUUGAUGAUAUCCCCAUUACCAAUGAGGAUGUCGAAUUGGCUGCUGAGGCGGAUGAGAUGUCGCUCAUGGAAGGCGUCCAACAUGAGGAAACGAAGGAGUUCAACAUUCACGAUGACUCUAUCUCAGAAGCUAGCCAGGAGUAUGGCGACGAGAAUGCCGUACCUAUUGACCCGGCUCUCAUGGCUUCGAAUGCUCAUCGUCUCGAUCCAGUAACUCCGAUGCGAUCAUCCGCACCCAAGGCUCUCCACACAGUUUCUAAGGUACCGCUGAAGCCGGCAGAUGACUCUACCCCAGGGAUUUUCAAGAAGCGUAGCGCUAGUGCCUCUAAGCUUCCUCCUAAUCGUCCAAAUGGUCUCUUCAGGAAUGCGACAGUUAUCUCGUAUUCUCCCACCAAGGAAUCAAAUAAGAUGGAUAUUGAUGGAGAGGAUGAGCUUCAACAAAACCCCGUCACCCCUUCGAAGACAGAUAUAUGGUCUUCAAUGGGUACUCCGGCUCGUACCCCUCGUCGGGAUUUGGAUAAUGGCUUGCUCCGAGGCGCUGUUGUCUUCGUCGAUGUGCACACAAGUGAUGGCGCGGACGCAAGUACUGUUUUUGUGGAGCUUCUCACUCAGAUGGGUGCUCGUUGUGUUAAGAGUUGGCCUUGGAACCCGACAAGUCCUUCGAACAGCGACGGAUCCUCAUCCAAGAUAGGCAUUACACACGUCGUAUACAAGGAUGGAGGCAAGCGAACUUUGGAGAAGGUCAGGGAGACCGGUGGUGUCGUGCAAUGUGUCGGUGUUGGUUGGGUCUUGGAUUGCGAGCGCGAGAACGAGUGGCUUGAUGAGGCACCUUACUAUAUUGAUACCUCUCUUGUACCCCGUGGUGGACGUAACCGCCGCAAGAGUAUGGAGCCUAAGGCACUUGCAAACUUCAACGGCACUCUAGUCACCCCGAUGAAGAGCAACGCAAUGCCUAACCGAGAAUGCGCUACUGUCCCGAACAACCACGUCAGCCGAAGGGAUAGCACUGUUUGGAUGCGCACUCCCUCCGAUCACGACGAGGAUGAAGACGCGCCCGGCGAACAUGACUGGGAUAUGCUUACGCCGGUUCCCAAGACCCCAGCUCCCCAGGAUGUUGCGAGAUAUGCGAUGGACGUUACUCCGGACACACCUAGCACGGUGAACUACGGAGAGGGUUUCUCGCCUGAGAGGGAGGAACUCCUAACGCGCACAUGUCCCGCGAAGAGAAGCUUCUCGGACCUUGGCGGUGGUCUGCUUAAGCAGGAGAAGGACCAGGGUAUUCUGAUGCGUCUCAUGGCUGCGAAACGCAAGAGCAUGCAAUUCGCGCCCAAGGUCGCGAGUCCGCUUUCUAAGGCGUGGAACUAGAUUCCAUGUCUUAGUUUAUUUAUUGCUUUUUUACUUUUGAUUCAGUUCUAUCGUUGAACUCAUAGGGUGGCGUUCAGGCGAGGCGGUACGAUAUGAUUAAGAUAGGGUUAAUCACACAAACAGACUCCUCACGGACGGUUACUGAGAGCUGCUGCAUUAUGCGGAGUGGAGGUUCGUCGUUCGUUCGUUUUACGGGGAUUAGGUACGAGGGGGGAAGUCUUGCAUCGGCAUCGAUGGCGUUGAUUGAUUGCUUGCGUUCGGUUGAGGAUAGCUAGUUAGUUGAGCUGAGACGAGAUGACGCGUUUGUAUUUAGGUAGUCAAGCUGAAUCUCUGGUCGGGGUGCUAAGCGCGAUGGCUUCACCGGAUCGGACCUGGAUCGCUGCUACUGUCUUAGCUAUUCUACUCAGCUAAGCACCUAAGAUAUGAAAAAUGGUUUCUGCAAGUAUGCUUCUUUGAGUGUUUGUGAUUGCUGCCUAGUUGUAUUGCCUGACUAUCUA